This is a messenger RNA of Candidula unifasciata, 266 nucleotides long. Lineage: Eukaryota; Metazoa; Mollusca; Gastropoda; Stylommatophora; Geomitridae. The record is from the annotation of a GenBank genome assembly.
GUCACAUUAUUUUUACAACUACAAGUGUGAGAAACUUCAAUGGAAGGUCAAAUGUCAUUCUUCCGUCUCAUCUCUAUACGGAAAUCAGCCCCAAAAUGACGGUGGUGGCUUAUUAUUACGUUCAGUCUGGAACACCAGAGGUUGUCAUUGAUUCUCUCUUGGUGGACACGCCAGAUGUUUGUCUAGAGGAGAUGUUUACUCAGCUUGGCAGCCGUGACAAGGGAGAUGAUGGCAGAGACGGGGCAACUGUGGAGAAAGUGUUUGAG